Trypanosoma grayi is the source of this 1869-nucleotide messenger RNA. RefSeq lists its product as hypothetical. The coding region runs from base 1 to 1869 and encodes 622 amino acids. Lineage: Eukaryota; Euglenozoa; Kinetoplastea; Trypanosomatida; Trypanosomatidae. The record is from RefSeq and is a predicted model, not a curated record. Gene Ontology annotation, molecular function: protein binding. The transcript has a single exon.
AUGCUCUUCGAGCCGUCCGGGGAGCUUCGCUGCGACUAUGGUGCGUACUGCCACGCCCUCGGCCUCACGGAGAGGGAGGAGGUGUUCAGCGCCAUCGCCACCAACGCUGAGAUCAGGCGGGAAAAGGAGGCUAAACACACAUCGCUACGGCCGCAUUCUUCCGUUUUUCUGCCCGCGGAUACAGAAGCGCCAAAUCCGCCAACACCACAGCCAGUGUCUCCCCCAGCUGCUGCUGCUGCUCCACCAAAGCGCAGCGCAUCCACCGGAAGUGGGCGCGGCAAGAAGAAAAAUACGAUAGUGGAUGAUGCCGCAAAAUCUGUCGCCCCUGCAACUCCACCAACGAUUACCUUCAUUUCGAUGCGCCAGCUUCGGUUUUGCCUCAAUGAACGUGACAUGAAGCCCCUGGCGUUGGCGAUACCGCACUGCAUCUCACUUGUGUCGGUUGAGUUGGUCGGGUGUGGAUUGUCACGGGAGAGCUAUUUCCUGUUAGUAGAGGCGCUGUAUAAGAGCCGCCGUGUCGUCUCUGUGACAGUGGACUUCAACAGCACUGCCCGUCCCGGGUUCUACGAGGACCCCACAGUACCCGUGGUGUCGCAAUCACCCACACCCGUAGACGCCUUGGAGAUUAAAACACCGCUGAAUUUGCCCACCCAUCCACAAUCCGACGACACUGCUGAGAAAGGAGAGUCCUCAGGGGCCGUUGCGCCACAGAGCGACAGCUUCACGCGGACUGCAGAGGAGUCUCUGCUGGUGCGAAGGGUGGCGGGUGCUGACACGCCCACAUUUGCUCCCUCUGCAUACCGUGGCCUUAACAGUGUGCCCUCGCAGCUUGAAGUGCAGUUCCGCGAAGAGAAGGAGCGAAAGGGACGGGUUGACAACAAGAAGCAAACACAGCUGCAGCAACAACAAGAUCAGAUUGCGCAGAUUGACAAGGAGUUCCCUAUUGUUGUGCCACGCGGAUGGCCCGCUGUGCUGCUUACAGGUGUGAAGCAUCUGAGUCUGCGUGGCAACGGCUUAACGGACUCUGACGUUUCGGCGAUGGCAUCGCUGCUGACACGCCAUCCACGCAGCGAGUUGGUAAGCCUCAAUCUGUGGGGCAACUGCAUCACUGACGAGGGUGCCGUGGCGCUUGCACGGAUGCUCAAGAAGAACCGCACAAUGCAGGUGUUGGAUCUGGGCCACAACAACAUUGGGGACGUGGGACUGCUUGAGUUGGUUGACUGCUUCCGCAUGCAGGAGGUGCCGUUGGAGAAGCUGCAGGCGUACCGCAAGCGGCACCUCACGCGCCGUGACGCAACAUCGCGCGAGCGUCAGCUGGCAACGGCGUCAACCCUGCCGGCGUACCCCAGCUACCAGGAGCUCUAUGCGGCGUGGCACCAAAUCAAGUUUCCUGCCGUCACAGAGGAAAAGAAGGAGCCGAAGAAGAACACCCAGACAAAGGCGAAGCGGACGGAGCCAGUGCUAAUACGUCCACUGACGCCGUUUGAUCGAGACUGCUUCCGAAUGGAGAACGCCGUGCGGGCGCCGGGCAACACAGUCCUGCGCUGCGUGAACCUGGGCAACAACCCGCGAGUGACGCUGAGCGGUGCGCGUGAGGCUCUGCGAGUUCUUUCGUUGCACGAGCCGUCCGACGAUGAAGAGAUGGCAGCACUGCAGAACAGCGCAACACAGCCACCGGAGCUCUACUGCGCCUCCCUCACGCUGCGCUCCUUUGUCAUUCUGCACAGCGGCGACCCCGAGCUGGAGGAGAUACAGAGGCAGUUGACCGAACUUCUCCAUGAGAGAAAGGUGAAGCGUCCGCAGUCGCCGGUUGAGAUUGAAACACCUGUAGACGAGGUGAAGCGAAAGUCGCCACGCAACAAGAAGUGA